Molecule: messenger RNA, 2416 nt
Organism: Elaeis guineensis (African oil palm)
Lineage: Eukaryota; Viridiplantae; Streptophyta; Magnoliopsida; Arecales; Arecaceae
Source: RefSeq, a predicted model, not a curated record
AAGGCUAUAAACAUAUUCCUUUUCAAAAAGCCAGGCUGAUUACUUGGUUGCUUAAUUCAUAUUAUAUCAUUGUUAGUUUAAAUUAAUGACUUGCCAUUUGGAUACCUGAGCUCUACUUGCACUCCAGAACAAGAUCCUUGGCUUCACCUUGUCCUCAAAGGUAGUUCACUCUCCGUUCUAUCCCUUUCCCGGCCGCAUUUCUUUCUUUUUCUACAACCUUUGGUCGAUAAUUCCUUCUUUUUUCCAGUGUUUUUUUAUGGGUCUCCUUUUAUUAUAUUUUAUUUUUUAACCUUCUCACCCAUGGUGGUGAAAACACGAAGAUCUCCUUCGGCCCUCCGGAGUCUCUGCGGCCCAUCUCAAUAUUCUUUACCUCCUACCUUUUUUAACCUUUAUUUAGACACCAAAGUAUCCUCCAUACCGCCAACUUGGUGGUUUUUAAGCAGUGUACCAUAUAGUUCUGGUGAGGCUUUCACUUCUGCUGUCUCGUUUUAGUUUUGUAAUGGAGGUGGAAUCAAAUCCAAGUUGGAUUGCUGGGUGCGUUGCUUCUAGAAUGGUCUUGCAUCUGCCUUCUUAAUUCCCUCAUCUUGUCAUAAUUACUUUUUUAAGUUUCUUGUGUGUGACACAUCGCAUUUGUUGCUUUACUAAAACGCGGCUGGCAGCCCAUAUAUGCUUGCCGAGCUUCCAGUCGUUGUCAUGGUGUCUUUUUUUGCCAAGUUCCACUGGAGUGAGGCUGCAAAGAUUUCCAUUUUAAGCCCCUUCUAUCGCAGCUUUCUCUCUGAACUCCACUUGUUUUGAAUUAUUUUCGAAUCCACGAGUAGAGUAGAGGUUGGGAGCAGAAUUCCGGUGGUGGUGGGGAUGAUGGGGCGGUGGUAUGGGCUUGUGAAGGUGGUUUCUUGGUUGUGUUUGGUGGGUGUUGUGAGUGGUAUUGGAGUGAACUGGGGGACGCAGGCGAGCCACCCCCUGCCGCCGGGCACGGUGGUUCGGAUGCUCCGCGACAACGGGAUCCAACAGGUGAAGUUGUUUGAUCCAGAGGAUAGUGUCAUGGGUGCCCUCAGCAAGUCUGGGAUUCAGGUGAUGGUCGGGAUUCCGAACGAGAUGCUCGCCGGCCUGGCGUCGAGUAUGAAGGCGGCAGAGGAUUGGGUGUCCAAGAACGUCUCCAGCUACAUCAAGGAUGGAGUGGAUAUCAGAUAUGUUGCUGUCGGAAAUGAGCCAUUCUUGGAGACUUAUAAUGGGAGCUUCCUCCAAACCACCUUUCCAGCGCUCCAAAACAUCCAAGGUGCCCUCAUAAAAGCUGGGGUGAGCAGCCAGGUCAAAGUCACCAUACCCCUGAAUGCUGAUGUCUAUGAAUCAUCAAGCGGCAAGCCUUCUGAUGGGGACUUCCGCAUGAACAUCCACGACCUCAUGGUUUCCAUCAUCAAAUUCCUCAGUGACAAUGGUGCUCCCUUCACAGUCAACAUCUACCCCUUCAUCAGUCUCUACAAUGAUCCCAACUUCCCUGUGGACUAUGCCUUCUUUGAUGGACAACCUGCAUCCCCUGUAGUUGAUGGUUCGAUCACAUACACUAAUGUAUUUGAUGCAAACCAUGACACUCUUGUAUGGGCCCUGCAGAAGAACGGCUAUGGAAAUCUUUCCAUCAUCGUCGGUGAGAUUGGUUGGCCCACUGAUGGGGACAUGAAUGCAAACAUUCAGUAUGCUCAAAGAUUUAACCAAGGCUUCUUGAAGCGUGUCGCAUCAGGGCAGGGCACACCAAUGAGACCAGGACCUAUUGAUGCAUACCUGUUUAGUUUGAUAGAUGAAGAUCAAAAGAGCAUCCAGCCAGGGAACUUUGAGAGACACUGGGGCAUCUUCUACUAUGACGGGCAGACGAAAUAUCAGCUUAGUAUAUCGACAUCAAAAUCUGGAACUUUAGUUGGAGCUAAGAAUGUUAAGUAUUUGGACAAGAAGUGGUGUGUGUUCAAGCCUUCAGUCAACCUUGACGAUUCAAGAGUGCCACCAGCUGUGAGCUAUGCUUGUGCCAAAGCUGACUGCACAAGCCUUGGGUACAAGACAUCAUGCGGCGAUCUCGAUGCGCGGGGGAAUGUUUCAUAUGCAUUCAACAGCUACUACCAGGUCAAUGAUCAGGAUAACAGGGCCUGUGAUUUCCAAGGCAUAGGUACUACCACCGACAGAGAUCCAUCUACUUCCACUUGUAGGUUUGAGAUCAUGAUUGAGGCUGGUUCUGCAACAUCCAGGAGGUUAGCAGCAGUCGGGUUACCGGGAGUUCGUCUGGUGUUCCAUGCAUUUCUUCCAAUUCUGUUGACAUUGCUGUGAUCAUAUCUUGCUAUGUCGAUACUGUGUUUAUAACAUGGAUUCAUUGUUUUGUAUCUAUUAAGUACCAGUAUAUAACACUCAUUACAGGUGUUUUCCCCCCACCCCC